Molecule: messenger RNA, 1774 nt
Organism: Octopus bimaculoides (California two-spot octopus)
Lineage: Eukaryota; Metazoa; Mollusca; Cephalopoda; Octopoda; Octopodidae
Source: RefSeq, a predicted model, not a curated record
UACAAACUUCACACGCUUAUACAUAUAUUCAAGAAGCUAAAGAAUAUCAAGAUACGUGGCUCUCAAGCAGUAUGGUCUUGUUAAUGGUUCAAAUAAUCUGUAUUCUGAUAUUAGUUCUUUCUGGAUUGAAUGAAUGCAGUGACACAACGUCUUGUUUAUCACCUUCCUACAAUAAAUAUCUUGGUGAAUUUAAUCAUUUAGAAGGAAAUGAACAAUUUGCUUGUGAAACGAAGUUCUCUUUGUACGUCAAAGAAACUAUAAAGGAUACAGACAACAAGAUUAAAUACCUUGCAGAAAUUAAUAAAACAUUCCAAAAAAUAAAAGUAGGAAUGUGUAAAAUAAAUCAGACAACAUGUAUACAAAAAUAUAAGAAAAUAAGUGUUUUGGUUACCAAUACUAAGACAAAUUUGAAUGCUGGAGAUUCUAUACCUGCUGAUUUGAUCUACGAUAACGCACAAGUUUAUAGCCACUGUCAACCUAUAGGUAUGAAAUUCUGAGACUAAGAGCAAAGCCUAAAAGUGAAAUCUGCUAAAGGGAUAUCUAAGGACCAGGCAGUAGGUUUCUAAACAAGCAAUGGAUUAAAUACACCAAUUUUCAUGGAGAAAUAGCCGUGUGGUUAAGAAUUAAAUCUGCCCCUGUCCUGCAAAAAAGAAAAAUCCAGUGGACAUUAAAUGAUGAAUGUUUUGUUGAAACCAAGUGUGAAGCAAAAGGCCCUUGUGCAAGGUACUGUUCAGCUACAUUGAACUCGAAACCAUACAAUACUAUUCUAUAUUUCUGAAAUGAAGAAUCUAUAUUAUGUAUUUGUCAGACUGGUAACCUCAUGAUUGUUGCUUUCAUUAUGUUUCAGUUGUGUUCGCUCCAACCUUCUUCAGGUGUCUUAUGAUGAACUUGAUUGUUAUAUCAGAAUUUUGAUACAUUCCACAGAGAGUAGAACGAGAAUAGUGUACCUCUGUGAAUCAAAGAGUUAGGUUUGAAAUUCUGAUACAACUGAGUUUGACACAAGACACGAAAAGAAGAAUGGAAUGUACAACAGCCAAAAUGUUGCGAAAGCAAUAAACAAGAUCAAGACACCACUCUGGUUAAUACAAACAGUGUACAUAAUUGAAAGCACACAAUUUCAAAUUGAAUUUCAUAACCAUGUAGCUAUGUUCUUGGUUAGGAAAUUUCAACUGAAAAAUAUAUGAAUAAAAGAGACUGUAACUGAUCAAUAUUUACUUACGAAUUAACUGUUCAAUGAUUUCAGUUUGUUUACUGAUUGGGAAAAAUAAGAAAGUGUCUUUCAGUGUCAAAGGGCAUGUUAGGUGAGAAUUGUUCCCAAUAUAGAGCAGUGUUGGGUUAUGCCCUUGUGAAGUUCCACCAAUCUUCCACACAACCGUUUCUUUCAAUAUAAUAUCAACAGAAAAAAAGACUGCUGUAGAUUCUUCAUAAUUCACUUGAACCUGAAUAAUAAAUAAUAAAAUAUUAACUGUUACAACAAUAAUUGGCACAGGGCCAGUAGUUUUAGCCAAUUACAUCAACUCAAAUACUUGGCAGGUAGUUUAUUUUAUCAACCCCAAAAGGAAGACUGGCAAAAUUGAUCUCAGCAGUAUUUCAACGCAAAACACAGAGAAUCAAAAGAAAUGCUACUAAGAUGUUUGAUUGUCAAAGAGACAUUAUCAAGUAUCAAUAAUAUUAAUACGCCAAUUUGUUUUUUGUAUAUAUCUGACGCAUGUGUAACACAUAAGAGAAAGAAAUUGUUGAAAUGUUGUUGCUUAAAUAAAAAUUUUUUUAACUA